AUGGAGGUCACAGCUCUCUGCAUCCGACUGUUGAUGCUUGAGUUCACUCUGCUAAAUACUCAGAAGAGUGAUGCAGUUCUUCUGCGCGUCACUCCAGACAGAUUGCAGCACUUUAAAUCUGACGCUGUGUCUUUUGACUGUGAGGGCUCUGAUGGCUCGACUCGACUGAGAAUGAUCACAAAUACUGUGGAGUAUGGUGCGGAUUGUAAAGUUGAGAGGACGCCAACAGGGUCCUCCUGCACCAUUCAGAGAGCUUCUCCAGCCGACAGUGGAGAAUACUGGUGUGAGACUGAAGGAGGAGAGAGAAGCAACAGUGUCAACAUCUCUGUCACUGAUUCAGCUGGUUCAGUGAUCCUGGAGAGUCCUGUCCUCCCUGUGGAAGAAGGCAACGGCGUGACUCUGACCUGCAGGAAGAAGAAAACUUCCUCUAACCUGACAGCUGGUUUCUAUAAAGAUGGCCUCCUCAUCAGGAGCAGCUCUACAGGAGAGAUGACCAUCCACAGUGUUUCCAAGUCUGAUGAAGGACUCUACAAGUGUCACAUCUCUGGAGCUGGAGGAUCACCAGAGAGCUGGAUGGCUGUCGGAGAUGGUUCAGUGAUCCUGGAGAGUCCUGUCCUCCCUGUGGAAGAAGGCAACAACGUGACUCUGACCUGCAGGAAGAAGAUGUCUUCUUUACAGCUGACAGCUGAUUUCUACAAAGAUGGCGUCCUCAUCAGGAGCAGCUCUACAGGAGAGAUGACCAUCCACAGUGUUUCCAAGUCUGAUGAAGGACUCUACAAGUGUCACAUCUCUGGAGCUGGAGGAUCACCAGAGAGCUGGAUGGCUGUCAGAGCUCAUCACAGAGAGACUUGUCCCUCCUCAGACCUCUUCAUACAUGUCGUCCUCGUCUUAAGGACGGUGUUCACCAUAGUGAUGGUGCCUCUGCUGCUGCUGCUGGUGGGACUGCUGCACUGUGGGAAACUCAGAGUUACAGUUGCACAAACAUAACUGAUACUCAUGUAUAAAGGUAACAUGUCAAGGUAAUGAAGCAGAGAACCUCCCAUCAUGCUUUGGGUCUGGAAAACCUGGCAGAACAGAAAACAAUCUUUAAAAAGUGAUCACUGAGAUUGUUUAACAUUGUAUUUCCAUCUGUUUUUACCACCUCUGUUUAAGAAGUCAUGUUUAACUGUGAGGUGUCAAACUCCUCUUCAUCACAUGUUGAUACCUGCAGCAGCUGUGAGACUUUCUCACACAGAACAAGGUUCAAAACCACAGACAGCCUUUUGAAGAGCUGAAAGGUUUCUCAGCAUAUGUAGUUCUGUGUUUUAUUUUAGACUCGACAGAUGCUGGUGAUGAUUUCAGCUUCUUAGACACAAACCACAUGAGAAGAUAUAAAUGUAUCUGUAGAGGACGCGGUCAGGAGGCUAUCUAUCUAUCUAUCUAUCUAUCUAUCUAUCUAUCUAUCUAUCUAUCUAAUGUAGUGUAAAGCUGUAUCUCACUGACAAAAAAAAACUAUAAUAUGAAACUAUGAAAAACUAUAUAUGAAUAUUGUUAAAAUGUUCAUCAGCAUGAGGAC
This is a messenger RNA of Epinephelus moara (kelp grouper), 1555 nucleotides long. Its product is annotated as basement membrane-specific heparan sulfate proteoglycan core protein-like. Gene Ontology annotation, biological process: cell surface receptor signaling pathway. Gene Ontology annotation, molecular function: transmembrane signaling receptor activity. The record is from RefSeq and is a predicted model, not a curated record. The transcript has 7 exons. The coding region runs from base 1 to 987 and encodes 328 amino acids. NCBI's taxonomy places the organism in Eukaryota, Metazoa, Chordata, Actinopteri, Perciformes, Serranidae.